UGACUGAUGGGAGCAACUGCAAGCAACCGGAAAUCCAAACGCAGGCUUUUCCUCACAACGAAACCGCCUCUUCAUCGUCCGCCUAAACCGCACACAACAUAACCACCAUGUUGACAACGACCAUACUGGCGGCUCGCUGCUCCGCUAAGCCUGCGCUUGCGGCAGCACGCUCCGCCACCACAUUACGCUUCGCUCGCGGAUAUGCUUCAUCUCCAGAAUACGACGUUGUCGUCGUCGGUGGAGGGCCCGGUGGUUACGUUGCUGCAAUCAAGGCCUCUCAACUGGGAUUGAAGACGGCUUGUGUGGAAGGGAGGGGCGCUCUUGGUGGAACUUGUCUGAACGUCGGGUGCAUUCCUUCCAAGUCUCUUCUACACAACUCCCACUUGUACCACCAGGCGGUCCAUGAUUUCAAGAAGAGGGGAAUUGAGAUCAGCGACGUAAAGAUCAACCUUCCCCAGAUGUUGGGCCAAAAGGAAAAGUCCGUCAAGGGACUGACCGGCGGUAUCGAGCUGCUGUUCAAGAAGAACAAGACUGACUACGUGAAGGGGUGGGGUAAAAUCGUGAGCCCGAACGAGGUCUCAGUUGAGGGCGAGGACGGUCAAAAGACGAUCAAGACCAAGAACAUCAUCAUCGCGACCGGCUCCGAAGUCACGCCAUUCCCUGGCGUGGAGAUCGACGAGGAGGUCAUUGUUUCCUCGACAGGUGCCCUAUCUCUGAAGAAGGUGCCAGAAAAGAUGAUUGUCAUCGGUGGAGGUGUCAUUGGACUCGAGCUGGGAUCCGUAUGGGGUCGAUUGGGUGCCCAAGUCACGACCGUCGAAUACAUGGACGCCAUCGGUGCCGGUAUGGACGCCGACAUUGCAAAGACCUUCCAACGGGUGCUGGCAAAGCAGGGCAUGAAGUUCAAGCUGAGCACCAAGGUCAUCUCGGCGACAAAGAACAGCAACGGCAAAGUCGAUGUCGUCGUCGAGGCAGCAAAGGGCGGCAAGCAGGAAAAGUUCGAGGUUGACGUCGUUCUCGUCGCCAUCGGUCGUCGCCCGUUGACCAAGGGACUUGGGCUCGAGAGCGUCGGUGUCGAAGUCGAUAACAAGGGUCGGGUGAAGGCUGACCAUGAGUUCAAGACAAACGUGCCUGGCAUCCGCGCCAUCGGUGACGUUAUCGCUGGACCCAUGUUGGCCCACAAGGCUGAGGAGGAGGGUAUCGCUGCGGUCGAGUACAUUGCUGGUGGACACGGACACGUCAACUACGGUGCUAUCCCCUCCGUUAUCUACACAUACCCCGAGGUUGCCUGGGUCGGAAAGACGGAGGCGGAAGCCAAGGCUGCCGGCAUCAAGUACAAGAUCGGAUCCUUCCCAUUCGCCGCCAACUCUCGUGCAAAGACCAUGGAUGACUACGAAGGCACAAUCAAGAUCAUCAGCGAAGCCGAGACCGACAAGAUCGUCGGAGCCCACAUCAUCGGACCCAACGCCGGAGAAAUGAUCGCAGAAGCCGUCCUAGCCAUCGAAUACGGCGCCUCCAGCGAAGACAUUGCAAGGACAUGCCACGCCCACCCUACCCUUUCCGAAGCAUUCAAGGAGGCAUGCAUGGCGACUUACGACAAGCCUAUCCAUUUUUGAACGAUGUAGCGAUGUGUGAUGAUUGUUUCUGCUCCACGUUUUUUCCCCAUUUGCAUGCAUUUUUCUUAGACCUGCACGUAUUGGUCAUUACAUAAUGUCAAAUUGAAACCUGGAGUAUGUGAGAGGGAU
This is a messenger RNA of Fimicolochytrium jonesii, 1742 nucleotides long. RefSeq lists its product as uncharacterized. Gene Ontology annotation, cellular component: mitochondrion; oxoglutarate dehydrogenase complex. NCBI's taxonomy places the organism in Eukaryota, Fungi, Chytridiomycota, Chytridiomycetes, Spizellomycetales, Powellomycetaceae. The record is from RefSeq and is a predicted model, not a curated record. The transcript is spliced from 6 exons. The coding region runs from base 108 to 1613 and encodes 501 amino acids. Gene Ontology annotation, molecular function: dihydrolipoyl dehydrogenase (NADH) activity; flavin adenine dinucleotide binding.